UACUUUUGAAAACGGGGACCGAAAUAUCUCCACAUGUAAGCGCCAGUGAAGAGGGCAGCCAAUGAGAACCUGCGCGUCGCGUCUCCAGGGCAACACUCACGGCGUCCUGAGAUCUCCAUGACGACACUUCCUGAGUGCGGUCUCCGGUCCCGUGUGAAGAACGGAGCGUUACAAACAUGUCUUCUGAGCAGAAUAGGGAGCAGACCGAAGGACAGUCCGAGUUUGACAGCCAGUGCCUCGUCUUCGCAGGGUCUAAAGAGGAAGACGUUGACUUCGCGAAAGUCUUCUGGAAUUCCGUCUCGCUUCACCCGCCGUGGGAGUCUCGGUUGGUUUCUGGCGACAUUAGGCAGCGACUCAAAGUCGCAAACAGCAGCCAGCAAAAUGCACGUAUUUCGCAUGCACCUCCAGCUGUGGACACCAGAAAAGAGCCAUUCCUGCUAGAAGCGUAUAUCAAGGAGAAAACGGAGGAAAAACUGGGGUACUUAGAGAAGGCUAGAAAGAGAGAAGAUAUCAUGGAGCUCCUCCGGAAACAGAGGGCUGAGCGAAUCAAGAAAGAACUGCUAUCUCGUCCAUACCAACCGAAAUAUACCCCAAAAGUUCAAAGCUCCACUGCAGCAGACAGCUCUGAAGAGGCUUGGGAGACCCUGCGGAGCCUCAGAGACUUCAACUGACACCUGGGCAGAGAGAAGCAGGACUGUCCUUCCAUUUAGUGUCAAUUCCAGGGAAGCCUGUCUGCUAUAUCCGGGGGG
This is a messenger RNA of Acipenser ruthenus (sterlet), 749 nucleotides long. Its product is annotated as cilia- and flagella-associated protein HOATZ-like. The record is from RefSeq and is a predicted model, not a curated record. The transcript has 6 exons. Gene Ontology annotation, biological process: cilium assembly. The coding region runs from base 177 to 671 and encodes 164 amino acids. Lineage: Eukaryota; Metazoa; Chordata; Actinopteri; Acipenseriformes; Acipenseridae.